CCCGGAAGUAGAACGUCCACAGCUGUCUCAACGCUCGGCAGCUGCCGUGGCCGCCUUUGUUUGGAAGUUCCAGGUAAUCUGAGAUGGCGAACGCAGCCGCGCCUACAGCGGCGGUCCCCACCCUAGCUCCGCCUUUGGAGCAGAUCCGGCACUUGGCAGAGGAGCUGCGGUUGCUGAUACCUGCAGUGCGGGUCGGCGAAGCCCUGGAGACCACCAAGGAGUUUAAUCCUGAGACGUUUUGGAGGAGACUCAAUGAGGCAGCUGUGAACGUGUCAAGGGAAGCUACGACUCUGACCGAAGUCUUCUCUCAUCUUCCACUGCCCUCUCCACAGGAAACACAGAGGUUCUGUGAACAAGUCCAUGCUGCCAUCAAGGCAAUGAUUGCAGUAUAUUAUUCACUUCCCAAGAAUCAGGGAAUCACUCUGAGAAAGCUGGUACGAAGCACCACUCUGGACAUCGUAGAUGGCAUGGCUCAACUUAUGGAUGCGCUUUUCAUGACUCCAACUCAGAGCUCAGAGAACAAUGACCUUAUUUCCUACAACAGUGUCUGGACUGCAUGCCAGCAGGUUCCUCAGAUACCAAGAGAUAACAAAGCUGCAGCCCUUUCAAUGCUGACGAAGAAUGUGGAUUUUGUGAAGGAUGCGCAUGAGGAAAUGGAGCAGGCCGUGGAAGAAUGUGACCCGUACUGUGGCCUCCUGAAUGACACUGAGGACAACUCUGAUAACCACGGUGAUGAAGAGGAUGAUGGGUUGGGGUAUCCAAACAAUCGGGACUUAUAUUGGUCAGAGGAGGAUCAAGAGCUCAUAAUCCCAUGCCUUGCACUGGUGAGAGCAUCAAAAGCCUGCCUGAAGAAAAUCCGGAUCUCAGUGGCAGAGAAUGGGAAGAAGGAUCAGGUGGCCCAACUGGACGACAUUGUGGAUAUCUCUGAUGAGAUCAGCCCUAGUGUGGAUGAUUUGGCUCUGAGUAUAUACCCACCUAUGUGCCACUUGACUGUGCGAAUCAAUUCUGCAAAACUUGUAUCUGUCUUAAAGAAGGCACUUGAAAUUACUAAAGCGAGUCAUGUGACCCCACAGCCAGAAGAUAGUUGGAUCCCUUUACUCAUUAAUGCCGUUGAUCAUUGCAUGAACAGAAUCAAGGAACUCACUCAGAAUGAACUUGAACUGUGAGUUUUCAGGCUCAUUUGCACUCUCCAUUCUCCUUAUAUCACAGGUAGCCUCUGAUGUCUGCUUUUAAAAUGGGGCUAGAAUGCUUUCUGGAUCAAAAUGGAGUUCCUAUCCAUCCUUGUCAAGAGACGCUACUACCAAAGAUUGUUGGUUAGGCCAGACUGGCAGUUAUUUAUAUACUACAUAAGUCUGAUAUAUUUUUCUGUGCUAGAUACAAAAGAUAAUUGCAUGAGUUUGCAUUUCUGAAUCGUGUUUCAGAGAUUCCUGCAGAAGCUGCCUUAUUCCCUAUUUGCAAUAAAGUGUGUUAAUUCACUGUUAAA
This is a messenger RNA of Puma concolor (puma), 1483 nucleotides long. RefSeq names its product cyclin D1 binding protein 1 (gene CCNDBP1). NCBI's taxonomy places the organism in Eukaryota, Metazoa, Chordata, Mammalia, Carnivora, Felidae. Gene Ontology annotation, cellular component: nucleus. The record is from RefSeq and is a predicted model, not a curated record.